AUGGAAGCUAUCUUUGGCCAAAUCAGACAAAUCGCCAAUACACUUGUUGACACGGCGAAGUCAUCCUUAAUCCGUGAUCUCCAUACUUUGGCACAUUCACUAGAGAGUGUGGAUGACACUGUGAAAAGAAUAAGCCACUUGCAUGAGGAAGCUGCAGUGAUUCGCGUCGGUAUCGAUCUCAAACUAUUCGACAUACUGGAGGCUCGCAGAGCUCCACUCAGUCUUGAUGAAAUUGUCAAAACCACUGGUGGUGAUAGCCAACUUAUUGGGAGAUUGAUGCGUUUUUUAGCUUCAGUCGCUGUAAUCGAAGAAACUGGUAAAGAUGUUUUCUCUGCCACAAAUGUAACCAAGAAUUUGGUGGUUGAAGGAAGCCAAGCUGGUGUUUGCCACGGCUUUGAGACUUCAGGACCAAUGUAUCAAAUGCUACCAGAGUUCCUGGAGAAAACGAAUUAUCAAAACCCAAAAGACUCUUUUCAUACAGUCUUUCAAGAUGCAUUUAAUUUUCCCGGGUCAGCUUUCGAAUGGUUCGGCCAGAAUCCUAAAAACCUUGGAUAUUACCAAGAUUAUAUGGCUGGUCGUCGUCAAAGUGUACAGGAGAUGUGGAUGUCAGUUUAUCCAAUCGAAUCCGAGACGAAAGAGCUUGAUCCGAAGGCUCCGUUACUUGUUGAUAUAGGUGGAAAUAUCGACCAUAACUGCGUACACUUCAAGACAAUGUUUCCUAAUAUCCCUGGUAGAAUCAUUCUUCAAGAUCUGCCGGAGAACAUAAAAGCCGCUCUUUCAACGCCAGGAGUCGAACCCAUGGUUUAUAAUUUCUUCGAACCACAGCCUAUUAAAGCGGCACAGGAUAGCUUAGAGAUGCCAUGUAACUACGCCAUGGCCCCGGUCAAUAUAAUACGCAUUCUGAGGCUCUGCGCAAGCAGAAACGAUGGGCACGGCAUCGUCACUUAUCCACUUGGGAGCAGAAACAGUGUGAAAACGUUAUACAAAGAUUUAGAGUUCCAAGUGAUCCACAACGCAAGACUCCUUUCACACAUCCCCAACUUCAGACCAAAAUCAAUUGUGCUACUUCAUUUCACGGAUCACCUUGAUAACAUCGUCUGGUUUUGGUCCGUAAUUGCUGCAGGAGGCAUUCCUGCACUAUCAACACCAUUCAGCAAUGUUGAAACCCAGCGUCUGAAACAUAUUGCGCAUUUAUACAAUCUCUUGAAGGCUCCCCUCUGCAUGACCAGACGUUCCUUGCUAGAUCAGUUCUCGGAUCAGGAUGUACUGAGCCCAUACGUUAUCGGGGACAUCUCCUCCGCUCAAGUCAUUUCACAAAAUGGUACUAUAGACGAACUUGGUCGAGUUGCAAGAGAAGAGCAUCCAGAAGACUUAGCUCUAUUGAUGCUUACCUCUGGCAGCACGGGAAACGCAAAAGCCGUCUGCUUGACUCAUGGCCAAAUUUUUGCCUCAAUGGCUGGAAAGUCUUCAGUUCGGAAGGAUAUCCCCAAGGAAUUCUCGGCCCUGAACUGGAUAGGCUUUGACUAUGUCGCCAACUUGACCGAAAUACACCUUGAAGCCAUGUACCUUGGUAUAGACCAAAUUCACGUACAGGCUCCAGAUGUCAUUUCUAACCCUCUGCUUUUCCUGGAGCUCAUACAUAAGCAUCGUGUGGGAUGGACAUUUGCACCGAAUUUCUUCUUGGGAAAAUUGAGGAAACAGCUAGACACAGCUAUUAUGGACACGAAUCUCGACCUAGACUUAAGCUGUCUCCGCUUUUUGGUUUCCGGUGGCGAGGCAAAUGUCGUAGAGACAUGUGACAUUCUCGCCCGUUAUCUAGGAAAAUACGGAGCACCACCAAAUGUGAUCUCUGCAGCCUUUGGUAUGACAGAAACCUGCGCUGGGUCUAUCUAUAAUCUCGAUUGCCCGAGAUACAAUGUUCAGAAUAUGCAGCAGUUCUGUUCUCUUGGCCGUUGCGUACCAGGAAUAGAGAUGCGAGUUACAAUCCCUCAGGCUGGCGAUGAAAGUGUCCAGGCCUCAGCCAACGAACUUGGCCUUCUUGAAGUUCGUGGACCUAUCGUAUUCAAGUGCUAUUUCAACAAUAAGUCCGCCACAACAGCUUCCUUCACUCCAGAUGGCUGGUUUAGAACAGGAGAUCACACCACGAUCGAUCGAGCUGGAAUGCUCCAUCUGGUAGGGAGGACAAACGAUACCAUGAACAUCAAUGGUGUUAAGUAUCUCCCGAACGAGCUAGAGGCUGCCAUCGAAGAGUUUGAAAUUGAGGGUGUGACACCGAGUUACACGGUUGGCGAAGUUCUCGUAUUUCUCAAUCUCGCAAAAUAUCUCCCAGAUCGUCCUGUAUUUGCUCUUCGUGCUCGAGGCUUCGAAAAGGGGGAAACAUUUUUCACAGAUAUUAAAGAAGCAGUAAACAUAUAUUUCGAAGCCAUAAAGAGCAAGCAAUCGCAAGGCCCAUAUCUUCUCGCAGGUUAUUCGUAUGGCACAAUGCUCGCAUUCGAAACCGCGAAACUGCUAGAAGCAAGCGGUGAUGAGAUUUCCUUCCUCGGAUCCUUCAACCUGCCCCCACAUAUCAAAUCCAGAAUGAAACAACUUGAUUGGACCGAAUGCUUGCUGCAUCUGGCCUACUUCCUUAGUCUCAUCAAUGUCAAACAUUGCGAAAUAAUGGCACCACAGCUCCGACAAUAUUCCAAAAAGCAAGCCAUCCAAUACAUCAGCGAAGUCGCAAACCCAAAUCGUCUUCUUGAGCUUUCACUCAAUGAAGAGAUGCUCGGAAAUUGGGUCGACCUUUCAUACAGGCUGCAGAGCAUGACAAGUAACUACGACCCCUCGGGAACAGUUGCGAUGAUAGAUAUAUUUGUUGCAGAGCCUUUGCAGGCCGUGGCAGCGAAUAAAGAGGAUUGGAGAAAAAAUUCCUUAAGCAAAUGGGCGGACUUUAGCAGAUCGAAACCUAGAUUUCAUGAUGUAAUGGGGGAGCAUUAUACAAUGAUUGGCGCGGACCAUGCUUUCAGUUUCCAGCAAACUUUCCGGAGAAGCCUCGCCACUCCAAUUCAGAAAAAAGGCGCGCAAGCAGACUGUGGAGCGGGGGUUGCCUCCUCGUCUUGGUCUGCCUUUAAUCCAGCCGAGCGCUCUCCCGACACUGAAGCUGCGACGAGCAGCAUGACUGUAACAUACAAUAGGUUCAAGAUAUGA
Sclerotinia borealis F-4128 is the source of this 3186-nucleotide messenger RNA. The record is from the annotation of a GenBank genome assembly. Lineage: Eukaryota; Fungi; Ascomycota; Leotiomycetes; Helotiales; Sclerotiniaceae.